This is a messenger RNA of Thamnophis sirtalis, 4290 nucleotides long. NCBI's taxonomy places the organism in Eukaryota, Metazoa, Chordata, Lepidosauria, Squamata, Natricidae. The record is from RefSeq and is a predicted model, not a curated record.
UGAAACUAUAAUGUUCCUUCAUGAAAUAUUUCAUCAAGGAUUAAAAGCAAGAAUAGCAAACUGGCCUACAUUAAUUUUAGCUGAUUUAUUUGAUAUUCUUUUACCAAUGCUGAAUAUAUAUCAAGAAUUUGUUAGAAAUCACCAGUAUAGCCUACAGGUGCUGGCAAACUGCAAGCAGAACAGAGAUUUUGACAAACUCUUAAAGCAAUACGAAUCCAACACUGCAUGUGAGGGCAGAAUGCUUGAAACAUUUCUUACCUACCCUAUGUUUCAGAUUCCUAGAUAUAUUAUCACCCUUCAUGAACUUCUAGCUCACACGCCACAUGAACAUGUGGAAAGGAAAAGCCUUGAGUUUGCUAAAUCUAAACUGGAAGAACUUUCAAGAAUAAUGCAUGAUGAAGUGAGUGAUACAGAAAAUAUACGGAAAAAUCUGGCAAUAGAAAGAAUGAUAGUAGAAGGCUGUGAUAUAUUAUUGGACACCAGCCAGACUUUUAUACGACAAGGAGACAUGAAAAACAGCACUAUAAUAAUAAAGCACCCAUGGGAAAGUCACAUAAACAAUAACCGGACUAUCAUCUUCAGUGGACCAGAAAUUCUCUCCAGCACCAUGGAAAAUAGUUCUGUCUGGCCGAUAAAUGUUGCACUCCCAAAUGAUGCCAACAUUCGGGCAAAAGCGCAGGAGAAACUUGAAGUACUUGAAGCUUUGUCAAAUGGUGGAGCGAUUGUGAGGAAUGAAAAUAGCUGUUUGUUGUUCCCAUUUUUCAUUUGUACUUCUAGAACAUUCAAUCAUGAAGCAAAAGGUUCUGGGCAAGUAUUUGGGCACCUUGACUUCAAGAUUGUGGUAGAUCCCGCAGGUGCACCUCCAUUUACGGUAGUCCUUUUAGCUCCUUCGCGGCAGGAAAAAGCAGCAUGGACCAGUGACAUUAGUCAGUGUGUUGACAACAUACGAUGCAAUGGUUUAAUGACAAUAGUGUUUGAAGAAAAUUCCAAAGUCACUGUGCCACAUAUGAUCAAGUCUGAUGCCCGUCUUCAUAAAGAUGACAUUGACAUCUGCUUCAGCAAAACUCUGAACUCCUGCAAAGUACCCCAGAUUCGUUAUGCAAGUGUUGAACGCCUCUUGGAAAGAUUAACAGACUUGAGAUUUCUCAGUAUUGAUUUUCUUAAUACUUUCCUACAUACUUACCGCAUAUUUACUAAUGCAACUGUUGUACUAGAAAAACUGUCUGAUAUUUACAAACGGCCUUUCACCUCCAUCCCUGUCAGGUCUUUGGAACUGUUUUUUGCUACUAAUCAAAACAAUAGAGAACAUAUGGCUGAUGCAAAGUCACCACACCUCUGCCGCAAGUUUUCUUCCCCUCCACCUUUAUCUCUUUCUAGGACGUCUUCACCUGUUAGAACAAGAAAAUUAUCAUUAAAUUCUCCAUUAAAUUCAAGAAUAGGAGCAUUAGAUCUAUCGGCUUCUUCUGUUAGCAGUCCUACCUCAACAUACAGCCCUGGAACAUCAUCACCCCCCAUGUCAACAAAAGUGCCACUGGAUCUGAGCAAAAGCCCUUCAUCUCCAGAGCAAAGCCCUGUUUUUUCAGAAGACAAUUCAGAAAAUCCACGCAAUGAGCUUUGCAAUAAGCUACGAAGAAGUAUUCGAAGAGCAGGAGUUUUGGAAUCUGUACCAGUUGAUCAUCCUAUCCCAGAAAGUGCCUCAACAGUAGAUCCUCCUGAGCUGUCUCCAUGUAGAUCCCCCUCAACUCCACGACAUCUACGUUACUGGCAGACAGGAGUACAGGUGACUGACAAUGGUCACUGUUCUGUUUCUCCUGCUUCUGCUUUUGCUAUUGCUACAGCUGCAGCUGGUCAUGGAAGUCCACCGGCAUUUAAUAAUUCUGAACGAAUAUGUGAUAAGGAUUUCAUAAUACGUCGAGCAGCUACAAAUCGUGUCUUGAAUGUCCUUCGCCACUGGGUGUCAAAACAUUCUCAGGAUUUUGAAUUAAAUAAUGAAUUGAAGAUGAGUGUUCUUAAUCUACUAGAAGAAGUUUUGAGAGACCCUGACCUUUUGCCACAAGAAAGAAAAGCUACAGCAAAUAUACUGAGUCUUUUUUCCCCCAGAGAAUUUCUUGGGCAGGGUUGGAUGAAAUUGGAUAAAAAUGAAAGAACACCUUACAUUAUGAAAACCAGCCAACAUUUUAAUGAUAUGAGCAACCUUGUAGCAUCCCAAAUUAUGAAUUACACUGAUAUCAGUUCCCGUGCUAAUACCAUUGAGAAAUGGGUUGCAGUGGCAGAUAUUUGCCGUUGUCUGCACAACUACAAUGGUGUCCUUGAAAUCACAUCAGCCUUCAACAGAAGUGCAAUCUACAGACUAAAGAAAACCUGGGCAAAGGUUUCUAAACAAACUAAAGCUCUUAUGGAUAAACUUCAAAAGAUUGUGUCAUCUGAGGGAAGAUUUAAAAAUCUGAGAGAAACACUCAAGAAUUGCAAUCCUCCUUCGGUGCCAUAUCUGGGGAUGUACCUCACAGAUCUGGCAUUUAUUGAAGAAGGAACACCAAACUUUACUGAAGAAGGCCUCGUCAAUUUUUCUAAAAUGCGAAUGAUAUCGCAUAUUAUCAGGGAAAUACGUCAAUUCCAACAGGCUUCCUAUCGAAUAGAGCAUCAACAAAAGGUCACUCAGUACUUGUUGGACAAAAGCCUCAUCAUAGAUGAGGACACACUUUACGAGCUAUCCCUAAAAAUUGAGCCAAGAUUGCCAGCCUGAGAAACCAAUAUUAUUCUUCAGCCACCAAGAACUUAGUCUAAUGGAAAAAAUAUGCAUGGCAUGCCUCUACAGAAUGCAAGGGGCAAAAGCUGAGAAAAAUUGAAAUUCCCUUCUCCAUUAAAGGGAUGCAGAGUCUCACAGAGAUACUUUUUCAGAGAAGUAACUGUUGGAGGAACGGAGCCACGUAGCAGAAAUGUGGGUCAAAUGGUUGUCACUUGACAGAAGGAAAGAGAUUUCAAAACAAAUAAAGGACUAAAGAAAGGAUGGGCAAUAACAGUAGUAAGCCAGUCAAGGAGAUCACAGAAUGAAAUCUGAAUACAGCAUUUUUCUAGAAUUGAAUAAAUGAUAGCAUGCUGCUAGAGGAAGAAAUCUUGUCUAUCUGUCUUUGGAUGCAAUUCAAAAGUCAUGCUUUAUUAGGUAUUUUGACCAAAUUUUUGCACUUUAUCAAGUCUAUUGUAAAUGAAAGAGUAUUUGUAGAAGCAACGAUGUAAUAUGUAACAGCAUUAUUUCCUGAAUAAUCUGUUCAUAUAAUUCCUUCGGCACGGCGAGAAGUAUUAAAACAGGCAAGUUGGCAUCUGCAGCAUCCAGCAGCUUCCCUGUUUUGAUACCCUAAAACUGUUCGUUUUAACUGAAGAUGUCAGUUCAUAAAUUAAUUUUCCGAAAUUUUUCCUUUUUCCCAAACCAAAAGAAGACUGAAAAAUAUCAGUGUGCCAUUAUAGCUUAAUAGUCUAAAUAUAUUAUUCAUUCUCUAAUAAUAGCAAUAUGUGAGAUGAUCUGGUAUGCAAAUUAAUGCACUGUCUUGCAUGGUUGCUCGAUAUACAAGCUUAGAAGGGACUGGAUUGAUAUUGCAAUGUUGUGGUAACCCUGUCUCUAUAGUAGGUUAGUCUCUUUGGUAAUUUGUACAUUGUUUUCCAAUAGCACAUUUGUCAUAUAACCUUUGUUAAAAUAUAUAUGUCUUAAUGAGUUUGUGAUGUCUUCUCCUAUGCACUAGUAGAUGAAAUGAGUGGGUUUUUUCCUUUCAUACUGGAAAAUAGUUCCAAUCAAAUAUCCUAUUAUAAGGAUCGACUUUUUGCCUUCUGCCCCCCAAUCCUUUGAAGACAAUAAGUAACCCUCAGCUCUGUAUUGGCGUCCGAGGCUAGUGACUUAUAGUCAGUAGGUUAACCUGAGAAGUAAUAGGACUAAAUAGUAUAUACUUUUGAUGUUCCGAUGGAUUUUCAUGCUCUUUAGAACAAGUUAUGAAGAUGUAGAGUUUCUGAAUCUUUUACUUUUUCAUGGAUAACACUACACCCUAUGAUCACUCUCUUUGGCACUAUAAUAUCAUUUAAGUAUCAUUGAGCUUUACGUAACUAGGCUAGCAGUUACAAGUGUAUAUGUGUAAUUAUGCAUGUGUCUAUAUACAAUAAUUACUCCAGGAUCACCUUAAUAAUGAUAAAAUCCAGUUUCUGUAAGUGUAACUUGCUCUGUCACAUCCAUUAAUAGCAGUAGACUUAUAUACCGCUUCAUAGGCCUUUCAGGCCUCUCUAAGCGGUUUACAGAGAGUCAGCAUA